Messenger RNA from Contarinia nasturtii (swede midge), 1530 nucleotides. RefSeq lists its product as uncharacterized. NCBI's taxonomy places the organism in Eukaryota, Metazoa, Arthropoda, Insecta, Diptera, Cecidomyiidae. Gene Ontology annotation, molecular function: protein binding. The coding region runs from base 172 to 1530 and encodes 452 amino acids. The record is from RefSeq and is a predicted model, not a curated record. The transcript is spliced from 3 exons.
UUUCGGUUUCGUAGUGUUAUUUCAGGUCAUUUUGUGAAAACAAAAAUACGUAUACGAACAAGUCGAUUCAAUACGAGUCAGUCAGUUGUGUUUCAAGCGUGAAAGAUUCAUCAACAGCUUUUUCAUUUACCAUUUUCGAAAUCAUUUGAAAGUAAAACAUCUCUAAAAAAAAUGAAGACACGAUCGAAGAAAAACAAAACAAGGUUACCAAAAAAGGGAGGUUCGAAUAUUGAAAAAAUGUCAAAUAAAAGGGUUCAACACCGAAAUGAACAGCAUCCCAAGCGUCGGAGAAUUAACAAUGAAGACACAACAAAUAAUGAUAAUAAAAUGAGACUCAUCAAUUUGAAUAUUGAUUGCCUCGAAAAUAUUUUCAAAUAUUUGGAGUUCCAUGAUCUUUUGAGUCUUGCCAAUGCAAAUAAGAAACUAAAACCAGCUAUUGAUUUGACAUUUUCGCAAAAUUAUGGGAAAUUACGUUUCAAAAUUGCUGAUUUGGAAGUUUUUACACCACGCGAUGAAUAUGAUGAUCCUCUUUAUUUUUUUCCAGAUGGUAAGAUAUCUAUUUUAAAUAUGAUAAUAUCGCUCCGGUCACUUCGCUGUUUUGGACAUUUAAUUACUGAUUUUGGUGUACACUAUGACCAUGGUUCAAUAUUUUAUGAUGAGGUUGACAUAAGCGAGUCUGCAAAGCGACAGAAAGAAAUGAAUCGAUACAUUCACAAAUAUUUGUCAACAGAAUCAGUGACCAAGCUGAAGUUUGGAGUUAUCUCGAAGAAAGAUUUCAAAAUGAUUACGGCAAAAAAAACAUUUCCAAAAGUAAAAACCAUUAAACUAAGCAGCGAUGAGAAUGUCGAAUUGAAAGAGUUUGUUCGCUUGUUUCCGAUGUUGACUAAUUUGAAAGUGUAUCCUGAACAUUUGAUAAGCCCUGGUUGUAUCAUACCUCAAUUCCCUCAGUUGACAAGGCUGGAAAUUAAAAUGAAUUAUGAAAAAGUUAGAAGAAGUGGAAAGAAUUCAAUUGCAACUUUUUUACGUAUGAAUCCACAAAUACAGAGUUUAGACAUAAGUUUCAAUGUUGAUGGUUUUAUUCUCAAAGCUAUUGGUCAACAAUUAAAACAACUUAACAGUUUGAGAAUCUUUUUCUAUUACAUGGAUCAUGUUCAAUUAAGUGAUGAUUACAAAAAUGAUAUUAUUCAUCUGAGUACGAAAAAUAUUACAUUUGAAACUUACGGCUCAAGAAAAAAUCUACCGUCAAUUCCGUUGUCAUGUGAACAACUAGAAGUAUUUUAUUUGAAAACAUCUUGUCAUUUGAAUUCCGAAUUUAUCGAUUUUCUCUCAAGAAAUUCAAGUAUUACCGAAUUGAUUCUUGGCAGAACACAUGUAAAUGAAGGUGAACAUUUUGAUAUGAAGCUGAUGCUGAAAAUUCCAGAAGUAUUGCCAUUGAUAAAAGCAUCCACGAUUCGUGGACCACGAAGAGACGUGGUUAGGGUUUUACUACCAAAUCUACGUAGAAAUUACACGAAAAAAUCAAUGGAAUAA